This is a messenger RNA of Rhipicephalus microplus (southern cattle tick), 2177 nucleotides long. RefSeq names its product very long chain fatty acid elongase AAEL008004. Gene Ontology annotation, molecular function: fatty acid elongase activity. Lineage: Eukaryota; Metazoa; Arthropoda; Arachnida; Ixodida; Ixodidae. The record is from RefSeq and is a predicted model, not a curated record. Gene Ontology annotation, biological process: very long-chain fatty acid biosynthetic process; sphingolipid biosynthetic process; fatty acid elongation, saturated fatty acid. Gene Ontology annotation, cellular component: endoplasmic reticulum membrane.
AACAAAAUGUGCCGUGUGAUUCUGCCCUGCUCUCAUGCAGUGAGUUAUAUAUGGAUGAGUGUAGUGAGAGUUACAAACUGCUGAAGGAUGCGCAAGAUUUGCUUUAGUUACCUUACAGGGACAAAAAAAAGCGUACAGGGAAAAAACAAAGCGACAGUUUGAGGAUGUACAGUGAUUUGGAGCAGUCUUAUAAGGUUUUUUUUAUGUGAAGAAACCACGUGAGAAGAUCAGCGAUAGGAGCUUGGAGGUAACCACAACAGUCGUAUUUGCCUCAAGCGAACAUGUGCGAAAAGAAGUUUGAAAUCGUCAUUGGUGACGCGCGGUCGAAUAAUGCCUGGGUCCUUUGAAGUCGACGUCAGAGCUUGGUGAGGCCGCCUCAUGUCUUUUGAUGGCUUUCUGCUGUGAUUCUACUUUGGCUUGAAGACGUCGAAUGGCAUGGCGUCGUCACGCUGGUUCCCGGAUCCCGACCAGAGGUCAGAGGGCUGGUUCCUCACAGGUAGCGCAGCGCCCCUCAUGGCACUGCUUGCAGUAUACGUGUACGGCGUCAAGGUACUGGGACCACGGGCUAUGAAGGGCCGAGAGCCGUUCAGCAUCAAGCCUCUGGUGCUAGCAUACAACCUCUUCAUGGUGCUCAACUGUGCCUUCUUUCUAGCCGAGUUUGUGCGGCUAGCAUUUAUCGAGAACGGCUACAGCUUGAUGCUGCAGGAGGUCGACUCAUCUCAACGGCCUGCCACUAUGCGGCUAGUCACCCUCUCAUGGUGGUACUACAUGUUUCGCAUCUUCGAGUUCACGGAGACCUUCUUCUUUGUGCUGCGAAAGAAGUUUGGACAGGUGAGUGGUCUGCACGUAGUCCACCACUGCGUAAUCGCGUGGAACAUGUGGAUCUGCGUGACGUAUGGAGCCCAGGCACAGACCAUCUUCGUGACGUGCAUGAACACACUGGUGCACUUGGUGAUGUAUUCCUACUACUUCCUCGCUGCACUUGGGCCGCGCGCUCAGCGGUUCCUCUGGUGGAAGCGGUAUCUCACACAGGUGCAGCUCGUGCAGUUUGUGGUUCUGAUGGUUCACAACUCGCUCCCGCUGUUCUUCGCGGGACAUUUCGUGCGCUCCUUCUCGGUGAUCCUCGUGGUCGAGGGGUUAAUCUUCUUCGCAUGGUUUUCGGCGUUCUACCUGGAUACCUACAGACGUUCCAAAGAGGCAGUCAUGCUCUUCGAGUGUCACAAGACGGACUGAACAGGCAGUGCCAAAAUCAGUGCAUCCCGCAUUUUGUGUUACCAUCUAAGACUGAAGGACUAAAUAUGGUUUAAAUAGAAACAGAAAUAAAGGGGCGGAAGAGGAAAAAAAAAAAAGAAAAAACUUUUUCUUCUUUUUUCUGACCCUUGCGCUACCUUUCGGGUCUUCGCAGAACUCAUUUGUAUUACCCCGGAACAUUUAAAGAAAUCUUGCUUGGAUCUUGUUCACUCACACUAGGCGUCGGCCGCCACAUUUUUCCUCAGUUCUAAAGAAAAAUGUAUGCACGAGCCAGUCGGUAUUUUUUAACAGCCAUGGUAGCUGAAAGGGGCCAUGACACAACAUUUUCGAUCGUAAUCGGUGGUGUGUGCGUCAAGUGUUGAGCAAUCACAUUUAUGCUGGUGAAUUUCUAGCGCUUUCGGUCAAGCACCUAUUUUAUUAAUAAUAUUUUUAAAAACACGCGAGCGUCUUAGGAGUCGUAUAACACUGGCCCCCUCGCGAGGCAUGACAUAACAAGCGGCCGGUUGUGCGAGCGUCUGAAUUCCGCGAACGACAUUGUUACGUAUUCAGCUGAGACAUUUGAGCGUUCAAUUCUGAUAGACAACAGUAUGGAACGACCCACAGCGGCUGUAACUGUGGUAGAGACGACGGCACCGCUCCUUCCUGCUUGUGACGUCACAGGCACCAUUAUAAGAUGGCAGUUGGUGGGAGUGGGUGGUAAUUACAACCAGCUACUUCCAGGGUCUCUUUUGCAUCGAAAGUUUCUUUCAUAGCCCACUUUUCAUAUCUGUAGAGGCACAAUAGACAUUCUGCUUCUAGUUUUUUUCUAAAACCAAGAAUUGUUGUGUGACCGUGUCAUGGCCCUUCAAGAAAACUGGACACUGUGGUUGUGAAAAAUGAAGUUCACUGAAGGUUGCGAAUAAAUAAUUUCGUUUUUUUGUGUGAUA